Mollisia scopiformis is the source of this 975-nucleotide messenger RNA. RefSeq lists its product as uncharacterized. The coding region runs from base 1 to 975 and encodes 324 amino acids. Lineage: Eukaryota; Fungi; Ascomycota; Leotiomycetes; Helotiales; Mollisiaceae. The transcript is spliced from 9 exons. The record is from RefSeq and is a predicted model, not a curated record.
AUGCAUUGGAAUUCCCUCGUCUUAGCGGUCUUCGUAGCCGGUGCAAAUGGGUUGCUUCGUUUUUCUUGCUCCGAACUAGUGACUGAGCGUCUGGAUCCUCUGGUGAACCCCGGUGUCACUGAAUCUCCGCAUUUGCACCAAGUAAUUGGAGGAAAUGCUUUCAAUGUUACGAUGGACCCUAGUAACAACAUCUCGACAAUCGCAACAUGCACGACUUGCACAUUCAGCGAGGACCUGUCGAAUUAUUGGACAGCUGUGAUGUACUUUCGUGCUCGCAAUGGAACAUUCAAGAGAACAGCAAACGGUGGUGGCAUGACCGUGUACUACUCACCUCAGUCGAAAGGAAAGGUGACGGCAUUCAAACAAGGCUUCCGUAUGCUGAUCGGAAAUUCCAUGGCUCGAAAUGCUUCUCAGGUCUCUCAAUUUCGCCAGCUUACCUACACUUGUCUCCAAAAUGCCAAUACUCGAACUGGUGAAACAACAGCCUUCCCAACUAAGCCGUGCCCAGCAGGAAUUAUGGCGAAUCUACGUUUCCCCACAUGUUGGGAUGGGGUAAACCUCGACAGCGAAGACCAUAUGAGCCAUGUCGCCUAUCCCAGCAGUGGCACCUUUGAGAACAAUGGUCCAUGUCCAGCCACACAUCCUGUUCAAAUUCCCCAGCUGUUCUACGAGGUCGUCUGGGAUACGACCAAAUUCAACGACAAGUCUCUGUGGCCUGAAGACACGACUCAACAGGCUUUUGUUUGGAGUCAAGGCGAUCCCACCGGAUAUGGCACCCAUGGUGAUUACGUCUUUGGUUGGAAAGGAGAUGCUCUGCAAAGGGCGAUGGAUGCAAACUGUAACAUCAACUGUCCAACAUUGAAGACUCAGACGAUUGCGCAAGAAAACAAAUGUACCAAGAACCAAUACAUCACGGAAGAGAUAGACUCUUGGCUCCCUCAGCUUCCAGGAGGCAUGCAGAUUACGACGUCUUAG